AUGCAGAAGCCACAGUCUGUGGACAGUGUGGAAUCUUACUUUAUACCCCUUUCCCGUAGCAUCCCCGACCUUCAAUGGUGGAAAUUUGAUUUUUCCCCGUCCACUUCCCCCAGACACGUGUGGAUAAGCCUUCCAUAUGGUGUAGAAAUAGUUUCUGGAAAGCAAUCCUUACUUCCUUUCAAUACCAGAUUUCUUGGUCAACUUAAUAUUUUCAGUUGGGGAGAAGAAUGUUCUGUCAACGGAAUACGAAUUACGCCUUCCCAACGGGAUCAGUUGAUUUGUAUCGAAACCCGAAGUCCUGAGCGACAGUGCCAAAUUCUUUGGCUUGAUAGUAAUCGACCAGCAGUAGUGAAAACUCCAUCUGGAGAUAAGGAGAUUGUAGACGUAAGAAAUCCCUCCCAACCGCUUCUCGGAAGUACAUUCUUUGGUUGGGUGUCUGGUCUGGAAAUAGAGUCAUCCAAACCUCAUAUUAUCGACAAUGAUUGUUUCCUAGUUCCUGUGGACUUUUCCAUUCGUGAUGACGUUGCUGUUGUGCUCUCUCGACCCUCCAAACUAUCCAACGGCGAAUCAGUUCAGCUGACAAAUUCGAAGUCAGGAAGAGUUUUUGUUGUCAAUCCCCAGAGUGACAGACCCUUUCCCUGUCCUUACGAGCCCAUUAAAACCUGCCAGACUUACUCUUGUGUGGAGAGCACAGAAUCCCUCCAUGAAGAUGAAUGCCUUGAGGAGGUAGGAGGAGGAGACCUCGAAUUUCCAGGAAACAUGGUAGACGAUGAGACAGGAAAACAUGACACUGAUCUUUCCGAAACUCUGGUUGAAAUUGAAGAUCUUUUCAAUCGAGUGGUUUGGAUUAUUGUAAACGAAUCGGAUGCUGGCAGUCCAACUCGCGAUAGGACUAUCGAAGCUCAACGACACAGAAUUGAAAUGCAGUUGGAGGAAAUGAGGAAUUUUGAAGGGGAAUUUCAAAACAAUGAAACCAAUCGGCCUCUGUCACUAUUGGAGAAACUUCUGGCAAUUCUAACCUGCCUUCUUGAAAUUGGUGAAAUGGUAAGCGUGCACAGAAUGGUAGAUAAUCCACAACUAUUGCAAUUGGUCAAGAACAAAAUUCCCAAAUUAACCUCUUGGAUGAAUAACCAAUCAAAAGACGAUCAUUUCCUUCUACAACAAGCGCGUGAGACUAUUAGUCAGCUUACAAAUAUCCAAUCAGCGUUGACUUGCUUAUUGGGGAUUGACCAAUCGCAUAUUGACCUCAAGCCAUCGAUUUCAGAAGCGCAGUUAUGCCUGAACAGAUGUAUAGAAAGGGAAAUCAAUGAAAAGUUAGAAGAUCGCCCAACCGAUGAGCGAAUUCACUUUAAUUUAAAUAAUGUCCUGCCAAACUUCAUUGAAAGUUUCAACGAAUGUGUGACAAAGAUCUCAUCAAAUAAAAAUUCUACGAGUAGAGGAAAUGGCAAUUUGAAGCAAAUAAGUGCCGACCUAUCUGAAAACGCCAAUUUUCUAAAGUCCAACGGUGCGUGGAUUUCAUGCAUACUGAAUGAAGAGGUAUGUGAGAGACUCGGGAUUUCUCAGCGAAAUUACAACAAUUUGAGACUCCUUUAUGAGCACGCUUUAAAUGCUUACAAACUCCUGAUAAUUCGCUCGCGUUUGGUGUGUGAACAUUCGGGUCUGCAGUCACUGGCAUCCAGACUAACAAACAUUCUUGAGCAAUCAGCAAAGAGUACGCUAAGUCGGUGGGAGAUUUGUCAUUUGGAAAGGGAAUUGGAUGGUUGCGAAGCCGAAUGUGUGUUUGAAGCUUUUACAAGCACAGAGGGCUGUUGUGAAUUCGUUCGAGGAGUGAUUUUUCAACUAAGAGAAAUCAUUGUGACGAUUAGAACAAACUUGAAUGAAGUUGAAAUUAAGCAGGAAUCUUUAACGUCUGAAUUUGCGAAACGCCUUAACGCGUGA
Rodentolepis nana is the source of this 1938-nucleotide messenger RNA. The record is from the annotation of a GenBank genome assembly. Lineage: Eukaryota; Metazoa; Platyhelminthes; Cestoda; Cyclophyllidea; Hymenolepididae.